Molecule: messenger RNA, 3072 nt
Organism: Darwinula stevensoni
Lineage: Eukaryota; Metazoa; Arthropoda; Ostracoda; Podocopida; Darwinulidae
Source: the annotation of a GenBank genome assembly
AUGCAAGAUGCUCCUCGCGGAGUCUAUCCCCUCAUCUGGACAUGGGCAUGGGGUGGAGCACAGAAAUCUCCUCCACGUGUAUCUGCAUUCCAGAGGGGCCAAAGUGUACUCGGUCGGGUGAUCGGAUAUCGUCUCAUUAUCGACCGGGAUAGGCUCAUGCUCGCACAUGUCACCUUGCCUGGAUGCGAGAGACAAAGAGAAGUAUCAGGAAGCUUGAGGAGAGGUCUUUACACGUGGAUGGAGUUCACUGCUGUCGUGUCAGCUGGAAGGUGUUCAUCAUCCCUGGCCACUAAUUACGCUUGCCUUUGCAGAGACCCCAUGCUAAAAUGUCCCGGGGAGACCUACACGCCGACGGGAGUGCCUCAUCCGGUGGUGGGUGGUGGGGUUGGUGGCUUCUAUCAAGGAGGAGGAGGAGGUGGGACGAGGAGUGAAGCUCAGAACCUGCAGGGCUCGUCGUUUCGGGAACAGUUGUCUUUGAUGUCUUCAUGGUUAUGCGGUUGGGGCCCCGGUGAGAAGGCCCUUGCUUUGGCCUUCCUUCAUCGACGUCUUUCACCCGCCGGAGACCUCCUUCAAUCCUCUCCCGACAAGGACCUCGUCAUACUUGAAACUCAAGCCAACAGCCCCGUCCGGGACGCGGGGACAAAAGGAGGGUUUCGUACCUAUUGGAACGAACAGGUACGAGGCCCAUCAUUUUUGAGGGGAAAUGGGACGAUGACCUGGCUUCACCCAGGAGGGGAGAAGGGGAGAAAGAGAGAGAAUCGAUUCGAUGCUUUCCUGUGCUCGCUGCAUGGUGAAGGGAUGUCCUCACUGGUGUCGCAGCUCCUCUCACAUCUGCCGCUCCUACAUCCUGGGAACUCCGAGGCCAAAAUGCAGUAUUUCCAGCUCCUCCAUAAGGUGUUCCUUCAUUGCAAGGAGACAGGAGAUCAGCACGAGGAAUUCCAGCAGCUGCUUCUUUGCUGCCUCAAUCACCCAGCCAUAUCAAAUGAUGAGAAGAGAGUCUUGACCGUGUGGUGGGGAUAUUUAGAAGGCCAUUUGGAAGGUGGAGGAGCAUUGCUUCAGCAACCGGUCCCUGCUUUGGCUCACAUCCUUCCACCACCUCCAUUAGCUUCAAAUGCAUGGAGAGCACCUGGAUCUUCUCAACAGACUCCAAAUGGUUGUAACCCAGGGCCAUCAAUCACGAAUGGGGAUCUGAUCUCACCUGUCUCAGUCUCCAAUGGUCAUCACUGUCCACCCAGCCCCACACUGAAUGGACAUCACAUGCUCACAUCCACUCACUCUGAAUCACCCACUGCUAAUCCAUCAUCCUUCUCCAAUUCUGGAAAUGGAUCUUCGUAUACUGUGGCUGGGUUGAGAGUGAUGCGGAGCAACAGUUUGACCCCAGGCACGAAUGGAAUCGUCGGUCACUGGUUGAAAGGCGAGAUUGACUCCACAAUCACCAAACCUCGCUCCCUUUCCCUCCAGUUGUCCCGUGCUCCACUCUCACCUCAAAAUUCCCAUAUCUCCAUGUCUUCAUCGUCCAGUUCGUCAGGGAGCACAGAGCUUCAGGCAGACGAACCCAAGAGCAGCUUCAACACUGAGGGCUCAGGCAUGCGGGAUGUCCCGAUGUGGCUCAAGAGCCUUCGGCUGCACAAGUACCUGCACCUCUUUGCUCAUAUGACUUAUGAGGAAAUGAUGGGGCUAACAGAGGAGAAACUAGAGAGCCUGGGGGUGACCAAGGGUGCUCGCCACAAGAUGGUGCUCAGCAUCGAUCGGCUCAAGCAACGCCAAUCUCAGGUCCGCCAGAUGGAACAGGAUCUGAUCUCGGGUGAGAUGAGCCUGAGUACAGUGUUGUCUACGCUCAAGGGGAUCCUGGAGACUCCAAUCAAAGCAUACAGUCACCGGGUCCAGUUGGAUGAAGCAGGAGAAGCAGAAACUGAACCUGCCAUUCCUGAAGGGGAUCUCCCCGGUCAACUCAUGACCUUCCCCCGUGUGUUGGUGGAUGAAAGUCCAUCUGUGGAAGACUGCAUUGUGCCAUACCUGCGUCUGUGUGAUCGGGUCAUGAGUCAUGAGGCCUUUGGUAAUGAUCAUAAGAAGCGACUUCGUGCCUGGCAGGUCCAGGUCCAGAAGCUCUACAUGGGCAGGUCUCAAAAGAGAUGGAAUGGACAUUAUGGAGACCGAUACAAUGGGUUGAGAGGAGGCAAAUUUGCUCACAGUGUCCGAGGAAAACCACCAUCUGGUUCCUGUUUCUCCUACAUUUCACAGCAUCAAGGACAUGGUGGACCUGGUCAAGGAGUGACCUUUGGAAUCCUGAGCCCUCCAUCAUCAUCGAAUUUCCUUACUCCUUCCAAGCAGUGUUCGCUUCUCACCAAAAGACCCAGCUUACAGGAGCCAUUGCGGCCUCACGUGACUCUACUUCGCACCAAGUCUGCACCGAUUGCCCGCCCAUGUCCAUCACUGUUCUCAUCGCUGAACAUUGACGAGCCUCUGUCCCCGACAGACUCUGAUCUCAACACACGUCUGGAGUCUCUCUGCCUGUCUGUCACCGAACACGCUCUCAGUGGGACCUCUGAUCUCUGAGUGAUUGAGUUCAUUCUGUCCCACCCCAGGUUUGACAAAGUAUCUGUGCAUGCAACAGGAGACAUCAGUGUGAGAUUAUGAAAUGAACAGAAGAGCUUGGGCCUGUUUGGAUGAAAGGGGAUAUGAGCCAAAGAAAUAUCUCUUUUCUCUUCUAACCUGUGAGAUGGGUGCUUUGGAAGCAAGACCGGGUGGCUGGAACACCUAGGGAGUUUGAUCAUAGAAGCUUCUAGCUGGUUCUUUUGAUGUCGUGACACAAAUAGCCCAACAGUCCUCGUACAUGUGUUCAGUAUAAUCUUGACUUGGAUUUCCCAGGUAACAGGGACAGGUAAUGAUAACUGCCACUUCUAAAUCUAAACCCUUUUUCUCUCUUUUUUUUCCAUAUUCUCACACACACAUACAGCACAUCUAGGCCUAGGAUUUAUAUUGUACGGCACCUCAAAAAAAAAGGGAACGAAAGGGUAAAAAAAAUCCCAUGCACCCCUUCUCAGUUAGGCAUGAUCUCAUAGACCAUCUCCU